Chenopodium quinoa (quinoa) is the source of this 2313-nucleotide messenger RNA. Its product is annotated as ubiquitin-like-specific protease ESD4. Gene Ontology annotation, biological process: protein desumoylation. The transcript has 9 exons. Gene Ontology annotation, cellular component: nucleus. The coding region runs from base 390 to 1949 and encodes 519 amino acids. Gene Ontology annotation, molecular function: deSUMOylase activity. The record is from RefSeq and is a predicted model, not a curated record. Lineage: Eukaryota; Viridiplantae; Streptophyta; Magnoliopsida; Caryophyllales; Amaranthaceae.
ACUUCGCCGCUUUAGUAGUAAACUCCUUCGGUUACUCAAUAAAUUGGGAAUUUCUCAAAACCCAAAAUUCAUUAAUCUUCAAUUUCUUUCUUUAACACCCAAAAUUACGCACAUCUCUUCUGCACCCGUUCUCCAUCUGCGCCAAUCGCUAAGUUGCCGAAUUUCGAUUUCAUAUUUACCUGCCAUUUCUCUUUUUCAAUUUCUAGGGUUUUUACGACAUCAAUUUCGCUGCUGGUUUGAAUUCUUUACUUGUUUGUUCGAUUGAAAUCUGUUUUCUCUUUCGUAGGGUUUAUAUUUCUCAAAUUUCGUUGAUUAUUUGUCGAAUUUGAUGGUAUAUAUUGCUAUUAUUAUCUGCGAUUGUUGUGGGUAGAUGGAUUAGGAUUUAGCCAAUGGGUGCCCUAACAAAUAAUCGUAAGCGGGUGGAUGAAUGUUUUAGUUUAUGUAAUCAAUCUCCUUCUAUUGGUUCGUCGAAUCAUAAUCAUUAUUAUCUUAAUCACAUUGAAUUGCAUACAUCGAAGAAACGUAGAAUUAGUAUUCAAAGCCAUAAGAAGGUGAUUACUUCACCACCACCCAGUGCUGUUUCGUGGUUAAGUCGGUAUCCUGAACCGGAGAAGCUGAAAAGGGAGGUUCAUGCUCCUGUUAGGUCGAACAGAUUUGGAGUAUUGUCGAGUGGAUUAAAGCGUCGGAGUAGUGGGCUCGGGGAGAAGGAAUCGAUGGGGAAUGCUUUGAGGACUAUUUUUGAGCAGAAGAAACAAAAUGCCGUUAACGUUUUGCACUAUUUUAAGUUAGGUAAGGAUAAGAAGGUUAUUGAUGUGGAAGCUGAGCCUGAGAAGGAAAAUGUGAUUUCGAAUGGGUGGGAGGAGGUGGAGAUUGUAGAAGAUGGCCAUGAAGUAAGAUCAGUUGUUUCUGAUGACGGUAGAGUGGUGAAGGGUUAUGAAUUAAAGCCACAGACCCGGGAAUCGGAUGGGAAAGCAUUGAGAAAUGGUGCUAUUCAAGGUCUCUCGGUGGUGCCAGAUUUGAUCAAAGCUGAACGUUCUGGUAAAGUUGUAGCACUUGGCCGUGAGGCAUAUAAACAAAUGCUGAUUAAUGUAGACCGAAAUUAUUCUCCUAGGCAAAGUACUAGAGAUUCUGAAAUCAAAAUACAAGAGGCUAAGUUGCAGUCUUUACGGUCGUCGCAGAAACAAAUGGACAAGAAAGCAAAGGAGCAGAAGAAACCAGCAGAGGACAAGCUGCGUGAGCCUUUUGUGCCUCUGACAGAAGAGGAACAGAGAGAUGUUGCACGUGCCUUUUCAAAUACUAAUCGGAGAAAGAUUUUGGUCACCCAUGACAACUCCAACAUCCAGAUCACUGGUGAGCAUUUGCAGUGCCUGAGACCCGGUGCAUGGUUGAAUGAUGAAGUCAUCAAUGUAUAUCUUGAGCUGCUGAAAGAGAGGGAAAGAAGAGAGCCAAAGAAAUUUUUGAAUUGUCAUUUCUUCAAUACAUUUUUCUAUAAGAAGCUGAUUGGUGGAAGAAAUGGCUAUGACUAUAAAGCUGUCAGAAGAUGGACUUCACAGAGGAAGCUUGGAUAUGGACUCUUGGAGUGUGACAAAAUAUUUGUUCCUAUCCACAAGGAAGUGCAUUGGUGUUUGGCAGUCAUUAAUAAGAAGGAUAAAACAUUUCAGUAUCUAGACUCAUUGGGUGGAAGAGAUCUUCAUGUUUUGAGAAUAUUGGCUAGAUAUUUUGCGGAUGAAGUCAAGGACAAAACCGGGCAAGAGAUUGAUCUUCAUUCAUGGAAGCAAGAGUUUGUGGAAGACCUUCCAGAACAAGAGAAUGGGUUUGAUUGUGGUGUGUUUAUGAUCAAGUAUGCUGAUUUUUAUAGCAGAGGCUUGGGUCUACAUUUUUCCCAGGAAAACAUGCCUUAUUUUCGACAAAGAACAGCAAAGGAGAUUUUGAGGCUAAGAGCAGACUAAUAUGCAUUGUCUGUUAGAUAAUUCCUGUAAUGUAUUGGCAGAUGUACUUACCAGCGUCAGGUGGUGGGCAAAUGGGAUUUAAAAGUUCUUUGAUUGAGAUGACCUCAGCCGUGGGGAAAAAGCAUGGGGUCUUUAAUUUGCUGGAUUGUGCAGAAAUUUAGAAUCUUGCAUUGUGAGUUGACUGAAAAGCUUGUAUAUAAUAUGUAGUUGCGAUUCUUGCUUACCUACAACUCUACUCUGUCUACCCUAUUUCUUUUGGCCUGGUCCAUGUGAUUCAGGUUAAUUGUAUUGGGCUUACCAUGUUUACUGAAAAUGGAUAAUCAGUUUUUUGAUCUCAUCACAGUUGCAAUUGUAUCAGAGAUAA